AUGCCGCUGGAGCUGUUUCUGGACCUGUACUCGCCCCCGUGCCGUGCAGUCUACAUUUUUGCCCGGAAGAAUGGCAUUCCCUUCGAGCUGCGGCCUGUGGAGCUAGGACGGGGGGAGCACCUGAAGCCUGAAUUCCUGAAGGUGAACCCCCUGGGGAAGGUACCUGCUCUCAAAGACGGGAACUUCCUGCUGGCGGAGAGCGUGGCCAUCCUUUUAUACUUGAGCCGCAAGUACCGGGCGGCGACCCACUGGUACCCAACCGAGCUGCAGGCCCGCGCGCGUGUGGACGAGUACCUGGCGUGGCAGCACACGGCCGUCCAGCUGCCUGCUUGCAACGUCUACCUGUGUAAGUCCCUCCUGCCCCAUUUCUCGGGGCAGCCUGUGGACCCCGUGCGGCUAGACCGGCUGUUGGGGAAGCUGAAACCAGCUCUGCAGCACCUGGAUGGGCAGGUCCUGGCCACCAAGCCCUUCCUGGCCACCGAGCAGCUCUCCCUAGCGGAUCUGAUGGCAUUCACGGAGCUGAUGCAGCCCACUGCUGUUGGCUGCGACAUCUUCCAAGACUGGCCCCAGCUGGCAGCGUGGCGAGCCCGAGUAGAGGCUGCUCUGGGCCCUGAGCUCGUCCAGGAUGCCCACAGGCUUGUGCUACAGCCUCGGGACCCCCGAGACGCCCAGCGGGACCCCAAGCUGGCCCAGGAGCUGGUGCAGAGACUGCUGGAGCGGCUCAGCUGAGAGGGGUACGGCCGGGCCCGCUCCCCUGCACUCUCCUGCCACAAUAAACAUGCUGUGUGCCCUCCA
This is a messenger RNA of Neomonachus schauinslandi (Hawaiian monk seal), 795 nucleotides long. Its product is annotated as glutathione S-transferase theta-1-like. The record is from RefSeq and is a predicted model, not a curated record. Gene Ontology annotation, biological process: glutathione metabolic process. Gene Ontology annotation, molecular function: glutathione transferase activity. Gene Ontology annotation, cellular component: cytoplasm. Lineage: Eukaryota; Metazoa; Chordata; Mammalia; Carnivora; Phocidae. The transcript has 5 exons. The coding region runs from base 1 to 729 and encodes 242 amino acids.